CUUAAUUGUGAAAUCCAUAAACUUAGAGGAAUGGUUAAAGGAUAUAAAAUGUGAUUGGAAUCACCUACAUGACAUAGAAGAAUUUGAAAUACUUAAAACACAUGUCGCGAAGGGAAAUCGUUAUACAACUAUUUAUUUAAGUAAGAAGUAAAUUAAUCGUCACAUAAGACGACCAGGAAACGCUUAACGAUAAUGUUUUACGCGUAAGAUACAUUGCAGUUAUACUUUGUACCAGUUAUGUCACUAUUGUUGCGAUACCAUCUCUUCAACCUCGCAUUCUCGAGAUUUUUAUAUUUGUGAACAAAUCUCAUCUGUGUUAUUUACCGAUUUUUUCAACGAUGCUUAUAGACAAAUCUCGAAAUUAUUAUUGGACUCUUUUUGCGAAUGUUAUAAUUAUUUUGUUUAUAAUAAUUUUGUUUUGCCGUGACAAUUUCUUCAUAUUGACUAUAUUGCACAUACAUGGACUGUACAGAAUUGCUACUUACCAAAUAAAAAAUGCUGUGGAUAGAAAUUCGAUAGAAAUGGGCAUUUCUAAGAAAGAUAUCGUUAUACAUAACCAAAUAAUACACGCAAUGGAAAUUUAUAGCUCAAUAAUAAAGUGGAUUAGGUAUCUGAAACACAAUUUUUCAUUCUCCUGCCUAGUAACCGCUGUAGUAGGGUCAAUAUAUUACGCAAUGGUCAUGUUCAAUAUUUCCAGGACGAUAUCCCAUGGAUACAGAUUUGUCAUGAUUAUGAACUUCGUUAUCAUUAUAAAUAUUAUAAUCUUAGGUAUUAAAAUAUUAUAUAGAAUACAAUGCGUAUUCGACGAAAGUCAGAAAUUCUUCUAUAUUCCAUAUACUGUGGAAUGGUAUAAUUUAUCAUUAUCAAUACAGAAAUUGCUACUUUUUAUUAUGCAAGGAAACCAUCACUCAGCAGUAUUAAAUCUCUAUAGUAUAUUGAUACCUACGUUAGAAAAUUUGAGCACGGAAGACUGUCGUACCAUUGUCGGUUCAAACUGGCUCAGUCAGUGUCUAACGUCUGGUGAGACUGCGGCUCAAGUCUCAAAUUGUCCGAUUCCCAGUUAUGGUUUAUGUCAAAACUACAUCAACAAAAGUAUCCUCGUGACUAUGUGGCUGAUUUUAUUGACUAAUGCUCUUCAUUGUGUAUAUGUUCAUUGGGUCUCACGAGACCCACCACCGGCCAGUACGGCCCGUCAUGCGAGGUUUAAAUGGCAAGACAGCAAAAGCGACGUAAUUAGACGGCUGUCAGAAUGGUAA
Frieseomelitta varia is the source of this 1256-nucleotide messenger RNA. RefSeq lists its product as uncharacterized. Gene Ontology annotation, biological process: sensory perception of smell. Lineage: Eukaryota; Metazoa; Arthropoda; Insecta; Hymenoptera; Apidae. The coding region runs from base 339 to 1256 and encodes 305 amino acids. The transcript is spliced from 8 exons. The record is from RefSeq and is a predicted model, not a curated record. Gene Ontology annotation, molecular function: olfactory receptor activity; odorant binding. Gene Ontology annotation, cellular component: membrane.